CUUGUGGGAAGCGCGCGCUUUCGCAGCUUCCGCGAACAUGGCGGCGCGGUAGCCCAGGCGCGGGAGCAGUGGGCGAGGGCGGGAGGCUGUUCACAGCCGCGGGGCUACGAUGGCAACCCCCGACCAGAAGUCGCCCAACGUUCUGCUGCAGAACCUGUGCUGCCGAAUCCUUGGCAGGAGCGAAGCUGACGUGGCCCAACAGUUCCAAUUUGCAGUGCGAGUUAUUGGCAGCAACUUUGCCCCUACUGUUGAAAGAGAUGAAUUCCUAGUAGCUGAAAAAAUCAAGAAAGAACUUAUCCGGCAGAGGAGAGAGGCAGACGCUGCGCUGUUCUCUGAGCUCCACAGGAAGCUGCAUUCACAGGGAGUUUUGAAAAAUAAGUGGUCCAUACUCUACCUCCUGCUGAACCUCAGUGAGGACCCUCGUAAGCAAGCCAACAAGGUGUCCAGCUAUGCAUCUUUGUUCGCGCAGGCCUUACCUAGAGAUGCCCAUUCUACCCCCUACUACUAUGCCCGGCCACAGACACUCCCACUCAACUACCAGGAUCGGAGCACUCAGGCGGUGCCCAGUGCAGGCAGCCUGGGCAGCAGCGGCAUCAGCAGUAUCAGUGCAGGCACCCUCAGCGGCCCUGGUCCUGGCCCGCAGCCUCUGCUCCCGGGACAGUCCCAUCAAGGUUCGGGUGUUGGGGACUGCCUCCGACAGCAGCUGGGUUCCCGCCUUGCCUGGACUCUGACCGCCAGCCAGCCUUCUUCGCAGACCCCGACCUCCAAGGGCAUCCCAUGCGCUAUGUCCCGAAACAUGACGCGGGCAAGGAGAGACGGGGAUGCGAGUGGUACCAUGGAGAUUACUGAAGCAGCUCUUGUGAGAGACAUCUUAUACGUCUUCCAGGGCAUAGAUGGCAAAAACAUCAAAAUGAGCAGCACUGACAAUUGUUAUAAAGUGGAAGGAAAGGCAAACCUGAACAAGUCUUUGCGGGACACGGCAGUCAGACUUGCUGAGUUGGGAUGGCUGCAUAAUAAGAUCAGGAAGUAUACUGACCAGAGGAGUCUGGACCGUUCCUUUGGUCUAGUAGGUCAGAGCUUUUGUGCCGCCUUGCAUCAGGAACUCAAGGAGUACUACCGGCUGCUCUCCGUCCUGCACUCUCAGCUACAACUAGAGGAUGAUCAAGGGGUCAACUUGGGACUUGAGAGUAGCCUGACCCUGCGGCGCCUCUUGGUUUGGACCUAUGAUCCCAAAAUAAGACUGAAGACCCUGGCGGCCCUUGUGGAUCACUGCCAAGGAAGGAAAGGCGGGGAGCUGGCCUCUGCUGUCCACGCCUACACGAAGACGGGAGACCCAUACAUGCGGUCACUGGUGCAGCACAUCUUGAGCUUGGUUUCUCACCCGGUCCUGAGCUUCCUGUACCGCUGGAUCUACGACGGGGAGCUCGAGGACACAUACCAUGAGUUUUUUGUAGCAUCAGAUCCAACAGUUAAAACUGAUCGACUGUGGCAUGACAAGUAUACUUUGAGGAAAUCCAUGAUUCCUUCUUUUAUGACAAUGGAUCAAUCUAGGAAGGUGCUUUUGAUAGGAAAAUCAAUAAAUUUUUUGCAUCAAGUUUGUCACGAUCAGAUGCCCACUACAAAAAUGAUAGCUGUGACCAAGUCUGCAGAGUCGCCCCAAGAUGCUGCGGAUUUAUUCACAGAUUUAGAAAAUGCAUUUCAAGGGAAAAUUGAUGCUGCUUAUUUUGAGACCAGCAAAUAUCUACUAGAUGUUCUCAAUAAGAAGUACAGCUUGCUGGACCACAUGCAGGCGAUGAGGCGGUACUUGCUUCUUGGUCAAGGAGACUUUAUCAGGCACUUGAUGGAUUUGCUGAAACCAGAACUUGUCCGUCCAGCAACGACUCUGUAUCAGCAUAACCUGACCGGGAUCCUUGAAACUGCCGUCAGAGCCACCAACGCACAGUUCGACAGCCCCGAGAUCCUGAGGAGGCUGGACGUGCGGCUGCUGGAGGUCUCGCCGGGAGAUACGGGGUGGGAUGUCUUCAGCCUGGAUUACCACGUCGAUGGCCCGAUCGCCACGGUGUUCACUCGAGAGUGCAUGAGCCACUACCUGCGGGUGUUUAACUUCCUGUGGCGGGCCAAGCGCAUGGAGUACAUCCUCACCGACAUCCGGAAGGGGCACAUGUGCAACGCCAAGCUGCUGCGGAGCAUGCCAGAGUUCUCGGGGGUGCUGCACCAGUGCCACAUCCUGGCCUCGGAGAUGGUGCACUUCAUCCACCAGAUGCAGUACUACAUCACGUUCGAGGUGCUCGAGUGCUCGUGGGACGAGCUCUGGAACCGAGUGCAGCAGGCCCAGGACCUGGACCACAUCAUCGCAGCGCACGAGGCGUUCCUGGACACCAUCACCUCACGCUGCCUGCUGGACAGCGACUCCAGGGGGUGUUUGCUUGUGACCGGGUCCCCAGCGUCCCUGCAGGAGCCUGCAGAAGUGUCCUCCUUCCCAAGUGAGCCUUGGUUGACUCCAAAGGUACUUUUAAACCAGCUCAGAGCAGUGUUCGAUCAAAUCAUUGAACUUCAGAACACUCAAGACGCAAUAUACCGAGCUGCCCUGGAAGAACUGCAGAGACGAUUGCAGUUUGAAGAGAAGAAGAAGCAGCAUGAGAUGGAGGGCCAGUGGGGAGUGACGGCCGCAGAGGAGGAGGAGGAGAACAGGAGGGUUCAAGAAUUUCAAGAAUCCAUACCCAAAAUGUGUUCCCAGCUGCGGAUCUUGACACACUUCUACCAGGGCAUUGUGCAGCAGUUCCUGGUGUUACUGACGACCAGCUCCGACGAAAGUCUCCGGUUCCUCAGCUUCAGGCUGGACUUCAAUGAACACUACAAGGCCAGGGAGCCCAGGCUCCGUGUGUCUCUGGGCUCUAGGGGGCGGCGCAUAUCCCACACAUGAAGGCCAUGUGACUCAUCACCAGCCACCAGCUCCCAAGGUGCAUAGGGCCAGCUGCCACUGGUGGCCACCUCUGCUCAAGGUCCACGGUGUCCAUCAGUGGCAUGGUGUUCAGUAGGUUAGAGUCAGCCACGUCCACCAGAGCUGAAUUAGGCGAUGUGGCUGAGAUAAGCAGCUGCUCCCGCUGGUCAGGCUUCCCUGCCACAGUCAGUGUGAGAUGCCACAGCGUGGGGCUUUGUUCCCCAGGGUGGCGCAGGGGCCAGGCAGCGUGUUCGUUCAGAACAAAGCCCUCUUUAGAGACAGCUUUUGUUACCAUAAUAAAGCUAAACUGAAGCAAGGUGUCCCUGCUCAGAGAACACAGAGCAUUUUAUUUUGGUUUUUGUGUUGUGAAAUACUCACCUGAGAGCACUUGUAUCUGUAUGCACCACCUUCACGUGCUUGCUCGCUCUUUCUCUUCUUCCGAAGUUUACAUCUUCAUAUGUACUGUUUCAUGUGACUUCCAAAGCAGUACAAAAAAAGCAGGAGCGGUCUCGAACAGACAGGACUAAGUGGCAGCCUGGGCCUCGAAGCCGUUGCCGGAGCGGUGCGUAAGUCCAGCAGACUCGAGAGUGAACGGAGGAUUUUACUCUCAGAUUUGUACAAGCACUGGAAAGAAAUCCACUUGGAUAAUGAAGAUUUCCUUUUUCUUUGCCUAUUUUUUCACUGUAAAUAUUUAUAGACUACUGACCAUAGGGGGGGGGAUUGUUUUUUGUAAGAGGAAAAUGUCAUAUCAGGUCACCUAAAUCUGACUUUUUUUAUGUUACAUAGUGUAAACUUAGAAAAUUAAAACAACUAUCUUUCAGA
Chinchilla lanigera (long-tailed chinchilla) is the source of this 3763-nucleotide messenger RNA. It is a transcript of the gene Tubgcp3, whose product is annotated as tubulin, gamma complex associated protein 3. The record is from RefSeq and is a predicted model, not a curated record. Gene Ontology annotation, molecular function: microtubule minus-end binding; gamma-tubulin binding. Gene Ontology annotation, cellular component: spindle pole; gamma-tubulin small complex; equatorial microtubule organizing center. Bases 110 to 2923 code for a protein of 937 amino acids. The transcript is spliced from 23 exons. Gene Ontology annotation, biological process: meiotic cell cycle; mitotic cell cycle; spindle assembly. Lineage: Eukaryota; Metazoa; Chordata; Mammalia; Rodentia; Chinchillidae.